UGAUUAUGAUGAUUGGUGUAUCAAAAUACAAUUACGAUGGUAGGUAAAUCGUAUGUGUAUAAAUAUAGGAAUAGAAAUAAUAUUUUUCAUUUAAUUGAUCAAUUUGGUGUUAUUAAAAGUGUUCAACAAAUGCUAAGGAUGCGGCUUCGAUCCGUACUGAUUCUCUUACUCCAACAACUAACAAUUUAAUCGGCACAAUCGUUUGUGAAAAAAUAAAUUCCAACAAACUGACCUGGGAACUGUAGAGAUGAAUGCGGCCCAGACAACGUACUCCUUCUUCCAAUUUCUUUAAAUAGCGCUUUUUCUGGCUUUCUUAUCUUCUUCUUCUCUAAUUUUGGCAAUUCAGACUCUUUACUACUUUCUAUUCGUCUUCUUCUUUUCAAACCCUGAAAAUAAUUAAAUUAAUCAAGACAAUCAAAGAACAAUUACAUUGAUCGUGCACCCACCACCAUGGAUUCUGAUCUCUCCGUUAUCAUCCCUCGCGUCCUCAUCGUCUCUCGACGUACCCUUCGCAAGAACAAGUUCGUAGAUUUUGUGGGUGAAUACCAUCUUGAUCUUAUAGUAGGUUAUGGAGCAGUACCAGUAAUCGUGCCCCGAGUGAAUGGGGUGCACAUGUUAUUGGAUAGCUUCGAGCCCAUCCAUGGAGUCCUCCUCUGCGAAGGAGAAGGCAUUGACCCGUCUCUCUAUGAGUCAGAGGUUGACGUCUCAGGUCUUUCACCGGAAGAGUUGGAAGAUAUCAGGAAGCUCCAUGCAAGCGACACAGUCAUCGACAAAGAAAAAGACUCGAUCGAACUGAGGCUGGCGAAGCUCUGCCUCGAACGGAACAUACCCUACUUGGGAAUAUGCAGAGGCUCACAGGUCUUGAACGUGGCAUGUGGAGGAACCCUUUACCAAGACAUCGAGAGAGAGCUCUCGAAAAAGCUCAGCAAAUUGGAUGAUAAAAAAAAUGGUGUGUAUGUGCAGCAUAUAAAUUAUGAAGACUACGAUGGGCAUAGGCAUGUGGUGAAUAUGGUGGAGAAGACUCCUUUGCACCAUUGGUUUAACGAGUCUAUGGAAUCAGGAGAAGGGAAGAUGCAGAUUAGGGUUAACAGCUAUCACCAUCAAGGUGUUAAGAAAUUGGCACAGAGAUUUGUGCCAAUGGCAUUUGCACCAGAUGGUUUGAUUGAAGGGUUUUACGAUCCAGAUGCUUAUAAUCCUGAGGAAGGUAAGUUUAUCAUGGGAUUACAGUUUCAUCCAGAGAGAAUGAGGAGACCAGAUUCUGAUGAGUUUGAUUACCAUGGUUGCCCAUCUGCUUAUCAGGAAUUUGUGAAGGCAGCAAUUGCUUACAAGAACAAGCUUAAUAGAUCAGCUUCAGUACCACAAUCUUUGAAGCUGGAUGGGGAAAUGGAGAAAAGGAGAAAGAAAAUUGUUAGAAGUUUCUCAAUUGCAAGAAACAUAUACACAGGAGGCCUAGGAGGUGGUCUCCAUCCAAUCAAAGAAUCUGAACUUGAAGCUGGUGCAGAAUUCCUUGAGUCGAACACAGCACUGAGCUUACAGCAGGAGAAUAGACUGAAGCAAAUGGGUGCAACAGUGAGAAAUGCAGGUUCCUAUAAACAGAGAUUGAAGUUGAAUGAGGAGAGAGAAAGAAUGGCAAGGAAUGUGAUGGGGAAAAUGUCAGUGGAGCAAUUGUCUAAUCUGUUGACCUUCUACAUGUUGAAAAUCAAUGUCAAAGCUAGAGCUCCUCUCCCCAACCCCCUAUUCCCAGAAGUCGAUGAAUAUGCUACCUCUGAACGGAAGGCCCCCGCGGAGCUUGGAUACGGUUUCCCUAUCGGAGAUCCAUGGAUCACAGACGCUAGAGGUAGCACACGUUGCGAGGCUGCUCGGCUAGAGGCAAUACUCGCGGCGAGGCAAUUGCUCGGCUGGAGGCGGUGCUCGUUGCGAGGCGGCUCGGCUUGUGGCGUUCUUCAUUUCGAGUAUGCACUCGACGUCAGCGUGAGCUCAUUAUGA
Pyrus x bretschneideri (Chinese white pear) is the source of this 1986-nucleotide messenger RNA. RefSeq names its product putative glutamine amidotransferase GAT1_2.1. NCBI's taxonomy places the organism in Eukaryota, Viridiplantae, Streptophyta, Magnoliopsida, Rosales, Rosaceae. The record is from RefSeq and is a predicted model, not a curated record. The transcript is spliced from 6 exons. Gene Ontology annotation, molecular function: hydrolase activity, acting on carbon-nitrogen (but not peptide) bonds, in linear amides. The coding region runs from base 451 to 1986 and encodes 511 amino acids. Gene Ontology annotation, cellular component: cytosol.